AUGCUGGAUGAACGAAUUGUAGCUGCAUCGAGUACUGUGCGGCGAAUCUGCAGUAGCUCCAACUCUGAGGACUCGUCCGAAGAGAACUAUGGCGACGAGGGUCGCGCUCCGUUGCUGAAUGGCCUUCUGUCAUCGGCUCAUAACUGUGUUAAGAUUGAUCUCAGCUUAUCAGAUGUUAUUGUUCAAACAACCAAGAGUGCGCCAGACAGAUUUCCGAAAGAGCGUGGUAAAGCCGCUAUAUCUCUGGGUAUGCUGAUAACUGCAGCCGUCUGUAAUGAUCUCGUACUCUCCUUCAUCCAUGAGAAAGUGCCGCAGGAGCCACCACUGCCCGAUGCUGUAUUCGCUCAUACACCGUACAUUCCAUGGGCACUGGCAGUAUCCGAGUACCUUAUGCUUUCUUCGUUCACUAUCAUGCUCUUAUUAACAAUUUUACACAGACAUCGCUGGAUUAUACUAAGCAUAGCGUAUUGCAGAAGGAUCGCAUUUAUCGGUUCACUAUUGUACUUUGGGCGGUGUUUAACAAUGCUUGUCACACAAGUGCCCAUCGCUGAUCCUAAUUAUUAUUGCUCGCCCCGUUUAAGUGUUAGUUUUUAUUCUAAAUAUCCAGAGGCCUUAAUUGCCCUAUUUCCGUCUAUUUAUUUCACAUUUUUCAUGAAAAUUUUUUGA
Gongylonema pulchrum is the source of this 666-nucleotide messenger RNA. The record is from the annotation of a GenBank genome assembly. Lineage: Eukaryota; Metazoa; Nematoda; Chromadorea; Rhabditida; Gongylonematidae.